GCGCACUGCUAGGACCCUUUGACAGCGUGGCCUCCAAACCCCCGCGCCGCACUCUCUUCUGGCCAGGGCAGCCCUCGCGUCCCGCCCCCAACCCCUCGGGUCGUGUCCCCGCCCCAGGCUCCGGCGGGCGCCGGGAGGGAAGGGGCCGGAGCCGGGGACCCGCCGCAGACGCCACCAGUCCUCUGCUUGUGGGGCCCCGCCGCGGUCACGUGAAGGGCUGAGCGGGGCGCGCAGGGACCCGGCCUCUCGCGGUCGGAGGGCAAAGUCCGCUGCUCGCCGCCCAACGCUCCCGCGUCCCCGCGGCGAUGCCAGGAGCCCGCCAACCGGCGGGGAUGCACCGCCCGCCCUCGCCGCCCUACCAGGAGCCGCCCGCCCUGGAGGACCAGGACCUUCUCCUGGCAGCUGCUUACGUUUCUGAUGCCCAGUACAACAGAAAUGUUCCAUUUGAAACAUCCCCUCAGGCCAUCAGGCUUUACUGUUUCUAUAACCACUGGACAAUGCGGGCAGCCACCUACUUCUUCAUUUGUGUGGACCUGGCUCUCGCCUUCUUUGAGGAACCAGCGUGGCUCCCACUCCCUUUCUUGGCUACCUCAAUUGCUGAAGUGCUCUGCCUGACUGUGUUCUUUGGGAGACUCGUACACUUUGCGAAAGUCACUCCUCAGAUGGUUUUCUGGAAGGAUACGAAAAACAUCUGCCUCAUGGUAACCAUCGUGCUGACUUUGAUUGAUCUGAUUAUCUAUGGGUCCCUGGAAGCUGUUAACAUCCGUGCUGUUCGAUGGUCAAGGGCCUUAAGGCCAGUCUUCCUCAUUAACUUCCCCGAAAGUCGUCAGAUCCGAAGGGCUUUCCGAAGCAUCCGGAACACCCUUCCCGAUAUCCUCUACGUCUUCCUCUUGUUCAUCUUCAGUGUGCUGAUAUUUUCCCUCAUAGCCUUGAAGCUUUUUGGGAAUAGGGGUCUUAAAACAGUGGAAGGAUCGCCCUACUUCACCAACAUCCUGGACAUCACAUUUGAGCUCUACGUGCUGGUCACCACAGCGAACAGCCCUGACGUCAUGAUGCCUGCCUAUGAGUUCAGUUGGUGGUAUUCGCUCUUCUUUAUAACCUACAUCAUCAUCAACACCUACAUCUUCAUGUCCGUCUUUCUGGCUGUUGUCUACAACAAUUACAGGAAGCACUUAAAGAAUGAGAUUCGCACACUGGCUUACCUGAAGCGUCACAAAAUGUUAGAGGCUUUCAACAUUCUGAAAGUCAAGGUGGGCACAGAGUUCAUGGUGACUGAGGCCCAGUGGAGGAGGCUGGUGAAGCUCGUGGCGCCGGACAUCAGCAGCUCCCACCUGGAGCUCCUUCUAAGGAUCUCUGACGAGGGACAGAAGGGGCACGUGGACAAAACGAACUUCCUACGCUUGGCUGACCUCCUCAACAUCCAGGUGGUCACUGUCAACAUCAGGAGACACCCGCUGGAAGCCUGGAUGCCUCAGGUAUACCAGUCAUCCGCAAGCCUUUUGGUCCAGAAGAUGGUUCGGCACAGGACUUUUGUCUGGGUUUAUGAUGUCAUCAUUCUAGUAAAUGCCGUAUUCAUUGCUUUGGAUGAGAAGAACCCCUUCAUUUCCUACGCAGAGUGGCUUUUCCUUUUUCUCUAUGUCAUUGAGAUUCUCCUGAAACUGUACACAUAUGAGCCCAGAGCCUAUUUUGGAAGGAAGCAGUUCUGGAACUGGUUUGAUACACUGAUCAUCAUCGCAGCCCUGGUGGCCACCGUGGCCAACACCACCAUCCGAUCAGCAAGAAAAUACAGCAGUCAGCAGAUACUGGAUAUUGUUUUGAUUUUGAGGAUACUCCGGCUCUUAAGGGUCAUCAUCAGCAUUCAGAGAUUCCGGGUGAUCGUGAUCACCUUAAUUAACAUCGGCCCCACGAUGCUGACUUUUGGUGGGUUGGUCUUGGUGGUCUACUACGUGUUUGCCAUCAUUGGGAUGGAAGUGUUCCAGGGCAGAGUGCACUUUGACCCCAGUUCUGCCAGCCCCGAUGCCCUGGCGUGUGGGAACCCAGCCUUAAAGGACUCAGCGUUUGCCCAAGGCAGGUACUGCAGGAACAACUUCAACGACCUGGCCUCCUCGCUCGUCCUGCUGGUGGAGCUCACAGUGGUGAACCAGUGGCACAUUAUCGCCAAUGGCUUUGCCCUCGUGACUCACCAGGCAGCAAAACUGUAUUUCAUCGUCUUCCAUGUCGUGGUCGUCAUCCUCAUUGUUAAUAUUUUCAUAGCGUUCAUCUUGGAGGCAUUUUUUGUGGCAUAUUCGUUAGAAAAAAGUGAGGUGGAAACUGCCAUUGAGAAGAAGAUCCAAGAACUUGGAGUCGGGGUCCAGGAGGAAGAAAUGCAGGACAGGAGCCUUGUUGACAACGUGGAAGCCAAGGACAGUGGCUUCCAUGGGGACGAAGGAGACAACAAAAGGAAGGCCUUGAAAGGCCUGUACUUCAGAAUUGCAUCAAAAAAGUACAGGACCGUGGACGCCUUGCUGCAGCAGAUGUUUGAGUCUGAAAUUGCUCCAGAGGAUGAAAGCCCUUCCUUGGAGGAGAUUCUGAAUGUCUCACCCAGCAGCAGGCACCCCAGGAAUCCCAGUUUUGGAAACAGUGUCUGACCUGGGCCUGCGAGGUCCUGGGUGUCUGGAAACCAAGAUAAGCUGUCAUUACUGUGGCAUAUGCUGCCUCAAGGUGGCUUUCCUGGCCUGGGUUCCCUUCUGUGUUGCGAUAAGCCUGUGAAUCGGCCUCCCUGGUCCUGAGUGCUGGCUCCGUGUCCUGCCCUGGAUCAUGCUCAGGGCUAAUCACAGAUGGAAGGAGAGAUUGUGGGGAGCACUUAUCACACACAUGCACGUACCUAAGUCCUCUUGUUGGUAUAUAAAAGCUUUUGUUUAUUUUUAUA
This is a messenger RNA of Phacochoerus africanus (Common warthog), 2908 nucleotides long. Its product is annotated as two pore channel protein 2-like. Bases 306 to 2627 code for a protein of 773 amino acids. Gene Ontology annotation, biological process: monoatomic ion transport; transmembrane transport. Gene Ontology annotation, molecular function: monoatomic ion channel activity. Gene Ontology annotation, cellular component: membrane. The record is from RefSeq and is a predicted model, not a curated record. NCBI's taxonomy places the organism in Eukaryota, Metazoa, Chordata, Mammalia, Artiodactyla, Suidae. The transcript is spliced from 19 exons.